This is a messenger RNA of Glycine soja, 2623 nucleotides long. Its product is annotated as U6 snRNA phosphodiesterase. The transcript has 8 exons. Gene Ontology annotation, biological process: U6 snRNA 3'-end processing. Lineage: Eukaryota; Viridiplantae; Streptophyta; Magnoliopsida; Fabales; Fabaceae. The coding region runs from base 1473 to 2312 and encodes 279 amino acids. The record is from RefSeq and is a predicted model, not a curated record. Gene Ontology annotation, molecular function: 3'-5'-RNA exonuclease activity. Gene Ontology annotation, cellular component: nucleus.
AGGAGAGGGAGAGAAGGAGCACAAAAUUUUGUGCCUCAAAAGAAGUCUGAACUUUGAUCAUUUGCUAAAACUCAAUAACAAUUGAUGCCUAAAUUGAGAUUAUAAUUAUACAUUAUUCACCUCCCCAAGAAAGAAAAAAAGGGAUAAUAACAAAGAAGAAACAAGAAAAACUUGUACAAUAUAAUAAACUAUAAAGAAAGACACUUAAUAUACAACCAGAAGAAUAUUAUAAGACAAUUAUGAUGGUCAGCUUCCCUAAUUUAUAUACUUGCAAAUAUACAGAUAUGCUAGCCUAGCAGGUAAAUCUAUAUGUGAGCCAUUAUAAUGUGCAUAGACAAAUGAAUACACAAUAAAUUCAAUAAAAAUCAUUGCAACAACAUAACCAUUGCAUGAAACAUAGAAUAGGAUGUUCAAACUUCAAACAAACACAAUCUUUAAAGAUCAUAAUUAACUUACUUGGUAUAUAUACAUGUAAGGCAUAGUUACCAUCGACAUGAGGGUAGCUCCUAAGUCUAGUUGUCUGACCUAUCUGUAGAACUAGAAGCCAUUUACCAUCAAGACAAUGAAUAGUUGUCAGCAAAAGAAACACAACAUACUAGCAUAUAAAUAACAACAAAAUAUUCAUUUGGUUGCAAGAAAACUUCCAAUAUAAGAAAUAUGAGUUUAUGAAUUCAGAAAAAAAAUGUGUCAUCAACUAAGAGUUUGAGGUUGGUAAAUUUUGUGAUUCUUUUUAUUUCCUAAUGGAUCACCUAAACCUAUCCAAAAAAGAAAAUAUUUUCAUUCUCUAUUUUCCUUCUAGUAAUGAGUAAAUAAAAUCAACUUAAAAUCUAGAAUACCAAGAAUGCUUGGAGGAUCAAGGAGUGAGAUAGGAGGUGGUGGCAAGUGUAUAUGCUUUCUUGCCAAUCUUACAUUCAAUACCUUUGAAUUUACAGCUAAAAAUACACUUCUUUAAAGAGUGUGAAAGUCAAUUUUAGUAGUGGUGACUGGUGUAGUGUUGGCGCGGACAACGUUGUCAUCAUAGGGGAGGGUAGAGGAUCAGUGGAGGCGAAGGAGGUGGUGCACGGGUGUCUAGUGAGAGGUAUUUGUGUACAUUCACGCUUUUGGGAUGCAAGAAGCAAAAGCAUGGGUGCAAGAAGUAAAAGCCUAAUGUCUUUCAUCUGACACAAGCAUUACCUUACUAAAUAAAGUAUCAAAUUACAAUUUAAAUUAAAAUUAAGGGACCAUUCGAGUAAUUAACCGUCCGACUAAAUUAAACGAUCCACAUUUACGUGAACGAGUGAAUGUAGGUAAUCCAUUUCUAACAGCAGAACAGAGUCCCAAAGUUGCAGAGACGUUGAGGCAGACUUGGCCGAUCUACCCAAACUCUAAAACCCUUUCUCUCUUUUUUGUACAACCGACAGAGAGACCAUUCCUGCUAGAGACUGUUGUCCAAACUUUAAGAUCUUGGCAUGUUAUAAAGGGUAGACUGCAAAAUGGAGGCAUUGAAAGCAUCUUAUGGGGAUGGAUCUUCUGAUUCAGAUUCUGAAUCUGCCCAUUCAAUUCCAACUUCUGCUCCCUCAGCAGUAUUCACACCCUUGCCACCACCUCCUAUCUCACUCCUUGAUCCUCCAAGCAUUCUUGAUCUGCAGAUAGGUCAGACAACUAGACUUAGGAGCUUCCCUCAUGUCGAUGGUAACUAUGCCUUACAUGUAUAUAUACCAAUUUACAUUUCAUCUCCAUCAAAGAAAGAACUAGUUGCUUUCUUGAAAAAAAUCUCCUCUCGGGAACCACGUCUUAAUGUUGUUGAUGUUGAUGUCCCACUAAACAUCCUCUGCCAAAAUGAUGAGAAGCUCGAACAAGUUACCUUAGGAAGAGAAUUUCACAUAAGUUUGGGAAGAACUGUCCCAAUACGAGUACACCAGAUUGACUCAGUGGUCUCAAUGCUCAGACAGAAGCUUCAAAUUCAACACCAGUAUUGGAUCGACUUUAACAAGUGGGAGGUUUUUGUUAAUGAUGAUCACACACGCUCCUUUCUCUCAGCAGAAGUUGUUCAAGGAGGGUUAGUAGAGAUAACGAAGCAAAUUGAAGUAGUCAAUGCAAUUUACAGGCUUCAUAAUCUUCCUGAGUUUUACAAGGAUCCACGUCCUCACAUAUCCUUAGCAUGGGCCCUGGGUGACAUCGCGCACUCUCUAAAGAAAAUUGUCGACGAGGAAAUGAAGUGUGCUGUUGGUAAAUCUUUAAAGAAGUGUAUUUUUAGCUGUAAAUUCAAAAGUAUUGAAUGUAAGAUUGGCAAGAAAGCAUAUACAAUAUGCAAAAUUUCUGAUGGACAAUAAUUGUGCACUUUAAAGGAAGAGCAAGGGAUUUCCUGAAAUAUUUCAGGUUGCAUGGAAUUCUGCUUUUCUAAAAUGGUGGGUUUCUUGGUUCUUUAUCCCUUGUGAGUUGUAGACUAGACCCAUGCCUUAUGCGAGUUCAUCAAAGCUUUGUAGAGAUUACUUAAAUUGAUCGAAGGUGCAACAAUGUUAUUUGAAUUUAUUUCAGAUAUUACGUGUAAGUGUAAUUGGAAUUUCUACAAACCUAUUUCAAAGGAUUUCAAUGUGUAAUUUUGCUAGAUGCCAUGGGAAUCAUACAAAUUGACAUACACAAA